AUGUCUGCGGCAGCCCCGAUUCCCGAAGACACCAAGAUCGACAGCGGCGUUGAACACCUUGAAGAUCUGAAGCCGGAUGUUGGCAACAACCACGGCCAUGUGGACGGCAAUGCACUUCUCAUCAACAGAGAUGGCGAGAUUCGAAAGAUUCCAAUUCCAUCUUCGGAUCCAAACGAUCCUCUGAAUUUCAGGAAAUGGGAGAAAUAUGGUCUGGUCUUUUGCUGCUGCUGGUUCUCCAGUAUGGGCUUGUCGAUCGCUAGCGGCCUCGGCGCCAUCCUCAACGUCUUUUUCCAGAUGUACGCCCCUCAAGGCUACUCAUCUGAUGAGAUUGUUCUCCUUAUAACAAUCCCUACGCUCUGCAUAGGUCUCGGGAACUACAUCAUACUUCCGCUUUCGCUCGCCUACGGCCGCCGUCCUGUGUUUCUCGGCUUCAUGGUCAUCUUGCUCAUAGCUACUAUUGCUGCGGCUCUGCAAGACAGCUAUACCGGACAUCUAGCCUCACGUGUAGUCCAGGGUCUGGCUACUGGUGCUUCGGAGUCACUGCUUCCACUCAUGCUCACCGAAAUCACAUUCCUACACGAACGGUCUCGGAUAUUUGGCCUGUACUGGAUGGCACAAAACGCGAUCUCUUCUACAAUCAACCUGGCGUCUUCUUACAUCAACCAUGACUUGGGCUGGAGGUGGUAUUACUGGGUUUUUGUCAUUACAGUGGUUGUCGGCCUGGUAAUUGCUUUCUUUUUCGCUUUCGAAACGCAGUUUACCCGGCCACCGGAGUCAUUGGAUGGCCAACUUGUCAUUACAGACGAGUUCGGUGUCACCAGAGUCAUUCCUGAUUCAGAGGCACAGGCAUACCUGGAAGACAUGAACCGCUCUGGAUUGACGGCACCCAACGCCUCCAAUGCUGCCGGUGCCAUUGAACGGAAGACGUACAUGCAACGGAUCAAACCCUGGUCGACGCCUCAUCCUCAACCAAUGCGCGUCAUGUGGAUGAGCUGGAAGCAUAUGGCAGAGUCAUUCUCCUCACCUGGAAUCAUCUAUGCCGUUCUCACCUCCUCAAUCGCUCUCGGCUGUGGAGUAGGCAUGUCACUGACUUACAAUGCCGUCUUGAUGGAGAACUAUCACUGGCAAGCCGCCGACAUUGGCCUCAUCAACGUUGGUGGCGUUAUUGGCGCUGUUCUGGGAAUGCUUUUCUGCACUUUCAUUGGCAACCCCUUUGUGAUGUGGCUGGCUCGUCGCAACCGAGGCGUCCACAUCCCAGAACACCACUUGGUCACAAUGGUGCCACCUGCUAUUGUUGGUGUUGGGAUGUUGUUGCUAUACGGUUACACUGCACCCGGAGGAACGACAUGGUGGGGGCCUUACAUGGGCUGGACCAUCUUCCAGUACUCGUUCACGGCGAUUAUCAUCAUCUCGACGACGUUUGCUUCCGAAGCGGCUCCCAAACAUCCCGGACCCGCACUGGUGGUGGUCGUUGGGACGAAGAAUGUGGUAUCAUUUGGAGUGACAUAUGGGCUGACGCCUAUGGUUGAACGGUUUGGGUAUGAGACUGCUUUCGGUGUCCUGGCUGGUAUCUUCGGUGCCAUUUUCUUGCUCGGUAUUCCUGUGUACAUUCUCAACCCUAAAUGGCGUGCUUACAUGUCUGAGAGGGAUAGCAAGAAGGCUGAGACUGGUUCCGCUUAA
Messenger RNA from Colletotrichum karsti, 1680 nucleotides. RefSeq lists its product as uncharacterized. The record is from RefSeq and is a predicted model, not a curated record. Gene Ontology annotation, biological process: transmembrane transport. The transcript has 2 exons. The coding region runs from base 1 to 1680 and encodes 559 amino acids. Gene Ontology annotation, molecular function: transmembrane transporter activity. Lineage: Eukaryota; Fungi; Ascomycota; Sordariomycetes; Glomerellales; Glomerellaceae.